Cottoperca gobio is the source of this 1829-nucleotide messenger RNA. It is a transcript of the gene cyba, whose product is annotated as cytochrome b-245, alpha polypeptide. Gene Ontology annotation, molecular function: heme binding. NCBI's taxonomy places the organism in Eukaryota, Metazoa, Chordata, Actinopteri, Perciformes, Bovichtidae. The record is from RefSeq and is a predicted model, not a curated record. The transcript has 6 exons. The coding region runs from base 140 to 694 and encodes 184 amino acids.
ACGCACGCCCUGACUCCCAGCCUUUAUCCUCGCCUCACAUCUCGUAAAUAUAUUUUCUUCCUUGUAGAAACAGUCAGAGCUGUGAGUCGCUCUCUGGUAACUUUCAGCACUUUGCAGAGGGUCUGUUUCAGCGAACGUAAUGGGGAAAAUAGAGUGGGCCAUGUGGGCCAAUGAGCAGGCUCUGGCUUCGGGACUAAUUCUCCUCACUGGAGGCAUUGUGGCGGUGGCUGGACAGUUCAGAGGCUGGCAGUUUGCUGCUUAUGCUAUAGCUGCUGGGGCGUUUGUGUGUCUUCUUGAGUAUCCCAGAAGCAAGCGGGCCAAAGGCACAAGUGUGGAGAGAACGGGACAAUACUGCUUCACUGUAUGUGUGAAAUCCUUUGGACCACUGACAAGAAACUACUAUGUCAGAGCAUUUUUACAUGCCGCACUCUGUGUACCUGGAGGUUUUGUGCUUGCUACUGUCCUCGGGUGUGUUUGCCUCGGCAUUGCCAGCCUCAUCUACCUUGCAGCAGCUAUCCGAGGUGAACACUGGGAGCCCAUUCUUCCAAGGAAGAAGGAGAUCCGGCAGCCAGGCGGAAGCGUGGCAAAUCCUCCUCAGAAUCCGCCGCCGAGACCUCCUCCCGAGAUGCGCAGAAAACGGGUGGACGACGUGGAGGGAGCAGCCUAUGACAACCCUAUCCCUGUUAGCGAUUAACUGUACCUCCUUACCCUGUCUGCCUGAGAUCUUGGUAUAAUUAAAUCCAACAAGUCCAGUCACAGUGGGAAAUCACCAGGUUCUAUGAUUCUGGACAAAUUAAUCGUUUUCUGAAGUUAAGUGAAGCGAGUGACCGGACUACAGGUUUGGCCCACUCCUUCUUACCUCAACCUGCAGAGAUAUACUUUAGAAACGGAGAAAAUGUUUCUUAGCAAGACAUGAGAAUUCAAAGGAGAAUGAAUAAAGUGAAUUUUACCUUUUUUUUUUUUUUUUUUUUUAUAAAACAAAUAAACAAGCCACAGAAGAUGUAAAUGCUAUAGCUGCUAAGUGGCAACCAAAUACAAAAGUCGUCAGAAUAUAGGGUAUUUUUACUGCUGUUAUAAAAAUGCAAACCAAUACCUGCUUUCUGUGCCAACCACUGUGUGUUUUGCGAUGCCAUGCAUAGAUCUUAAUAUGUAAUGUAUUAUUUGCUUUUACUCUGUAUGUGUUUAUGUAUUCCUUGAGGUCAACUGAUCACAAUACUGUAGGACUACAUGACACUGUGUUGUACAAUUAAAUUGACAUAUUGGCUUUUGGCUGAUAUUGGGCAUUUAUUAUUAUUUUGAGUCUGUACUUUGAUGUCUUGUAAAUAAAUUUCUCGUGUCCCCAGAAUUAUGAUCUGUCCUGGCUUUGUACUUUCAUGUCUUAUUUUACAAGUUUCUUUUGGAUGAUUAUUUUAAGUAAUGACAUUUGCAACUUCCCCCUUUCACAAACACACAGAAUUGCAAUACAUCGGAAUUUCCCCUGCACUUGUUCUCCCUCAUUGUUUGUCACAUUGCAGUUCUUUGUUGGAUUUUGAUGGAAACAAAAUGAUUUAUGUCCAGGGAAAUGUAUCAUAUAGUCUCCUGGUUAUAUUUUAUCUCUAGAGUUAUUAUUUGGCCUUACAAUAACUAACCUUGUGCUUUCUCACAGUUGUAACGCACAUGUCUGAUAUCCCUGUCUGCUAGCAUUUGACAGACAGUAAGGUGCCACUGUGACCAUUGUCCAACAAUCAGCAGAUGUUAACAGUGGUAAUUAACAUUUCUCAUUUGGUAGACAGAAAUGUGUAUUACCUGUUGUCCUGCCAAUGCAAUUGUAAAUAAAAUAAAUAAAUAAA